UUCAUCAGGUUGGUUUGAACUUAGUGUUUGAUAUUUUUAGGAAUUGUGAUAGAUUAGAUAUAAUGGAAAACUCUAUCGAAAGAAUACCUGAGCCAAAAACCGUGAACUAUCAACGAAGUGUAACGUUUGAUGAUGCUCUCUCUAUGACAAAGUUUGGAAAGUUUAACUAUAUUCUCAUCAUAAUAUCUGGAACAAUAUUAACUUCAGUAUUGCUGGAAACUCUUGGGAUUAGUUAUGUCAUCCCUGUGGCCGAGUGUGAUUUACUGUUGACAACGAAAGAAAAAGGAGUAUUGAGUGCAGUGGCUUUUGCAGGAAUCAUCGCUAGUUCACACCUGUGGGGUUUUCUUGCUGAUACCCGGGGGAGAAAGAAAGUCAUCGUUCCUACGCUAUUCUUAACAUUCGCUGCAACUGUUAUUUCUAGUUUCACAUCAAAUUUUUGGAUCAUCACGAUUUUAAGAUUUUUUGCUGGAUUCUUUAUCUCAGGCUCGUCGGCGACUAUCUAUGCAUACCUCGGCGAAUUUCACAACAAGCGCAAUGGGUCACGUGCUAUUAUGGGAGCUUCGUUUGUUUUCGGCGUGGGUUGCCUACUACUCCCAGGAAUUGCUUUUUCUAUAAUAAAUCAAGAAUGGGAAUUCACAGUACCUUAUCUGGACGUUGUCUAUCGUCCAUGGCGACUAUUUCUUGUAGUUUGUGGACUUCCGAAUCUGGUGUGCGCAUUCACAUUGUUGAAAUUCCCCGAAAGCCCAAAAUUUGUGUUUACUCAAGGAAAUCCUGAAAAAGCCAUCGAAACCAUCCAAUGGAUGCAUAAGUUGAACACCAGUGGGAAGGAAUCUAAGUUACAAAUAGCUUCGAUCUUGGACGAAAACGAGCCACAGCAGACCAAGGACCGACGCAGUGAAGAAAAUGAUAGCAAUGGAUUUCGUGUCUUGAUGAAACUAGUAUGGGAUCAAACCGCUCCACUUUUCAUGAGUCCUUAUUUGAACAAAACGGCUAUAGUUUGUAUUUUACAAUUUGGUAUCUAUCUGUCUUCUAACGGUUUGUACAUGUUUUUUCCGGAUAUUAUCAAUCGUGUGGCAGAAGUGCAGGAAGGUGGUUCGAACAAGACUACAAUUUGUCAUGCUGUUUAUGAAACCCAAGCGAAGAUGUCCGCAUUUGAAUCUAAUUUCACUGAAACGAUGCCAGAAUGUAACCAAAAACUGGACAUUAUGGCCUACGAACAUUCGUUUAUAUUAGAACUGUUAUACGCUUUGGGUUUUGCCGUUAUUGGACUUAUCAUAAAUGCUGUUGGCAAGUUGCCCAUAUUGGUGUUUGUGUUCUUCUGCUGUGGACUUUCGGGUGUGCUCAUCACAUUCAUCGAUGUUCCGUUUAUAGCCGUGUGGUUAUAUGUAAUUUUAUUGACAUGCGGUUAUUGCAUUAACGUCGUUAAUGCCGUCACUGUGGAUCUAUUUCCCACUAAUUUGAGGGCAAUGGCUGUCUGCAUCUCUCUUAUGUUUGGAAGACUAGGGAGCGUUGUAGGAGCAAACCUCGUUGGUGUAUUGUUGGACACUCAUUGCGACCUGACGUUCUGGAUAUCGGGUAUAUCACUAAUUAGUUGUGGCAUUCUGUCCUUCUUCAUUCCAAACAUCUACAAACGAAACCCAUCCGGGCCAAGAAUCAGUGUCUCAUCGAAUAUUUCAUCACGAUGAAUUAGGCUGGCACGUGUGGAGUUGAGUAAAAUAUGAUUAAGUCUGAGCAAUUUAUCAAUAGACUGAAAAGUUGGCAUAGUGCUAAAUAAAAUAUAGAAAGUAAUAUUAUAUUAAUGU
Molecule: messenger RNA, 1802 nt
Organism: Topomyia yanbarensis
Lineage: Eukaryota; Metazoa; Arthropoda; Insecta; Diptera; Culicidae
Product: synaptic vesicle glycoprotein 2B-like
Exons: 6
Coding region: 63-1685 (540 amino acids)
Biological process (GO): transmembrane transport
Cellular component (GO): membrane
Molecular function (GO): transmembrane transporter activity
Source: RefSeq, a predicted model, not a curated record